GAUGGCUUGCUUGAACACAUUAAAAUUGGAAAUAAAAACACUGGAAAAAAUAUUUACAAAAAACCAUGAGCGCUUUCAGAUACUGAAUUCGAGUGUUGACGAGUUGACAUGUCGUUUCAUUGGCAAAAACGGCAAACGUUAUGAUAUACACGCAAACAUUACGGAAACGUAUCCAUCCUCGCCACCCGUUUGGUUCGCAGAGAGUGAAGAGACAAGUGUAACAAAUGCCGUACAAAUACUCAGCAAUACGAAUGGACGUGAUAAUCAUGUUAUAAAUCAGGUUGGCAUAUUGCUACGUGAACUGUGCCGCCUGCACAAUGUCCCACUGCCACCCGAUAUUGAUAACCUCACAAUACCGUUUCAAUUACCACCCCCAAGUGCGUCACCAUUGCAUCAGCAGCCGGCAGCGCAGCAUCAAAUUGAGGACAUCGAUUCGGAUCAAGAUGAGGUAGAAGAUCUCAUAUGUGAGAGCGAGCAGGAGAGUGAGGGCGAUGAAGAUCUACCAUUGGAAAUGGAUGACGGACGCAGCGCGAAUAAAGUUGAGAAAGAUGAAAUGGAAGUGGAACAUCUGGCCACAUUAGAAAGACUACGACAAAGUCAAAGACAAGACUAUUUAAAGGGAUCUGUUUCUGGUUCUGUUCAAGCGACCGAUCGUCUCAUGAAAGAGCUGCGCGACAUUUACCGCUCCGAUUCUUUUAAGAGUAAUAUGUACUCCAUAGAGUUGGUAAACGAUUCGAUAUACGAGUGGAAUAUACGCCUGAAAUCAGUUGAUCCCGACAGCCCGCUACACAACGAUUUGGUUAUGCUAAAAGAGAAGGAAGGCAAAGACAGCAUAUUGCUAAAUAUUAUUUUCAAAGAAACCUACCCAUUUGAGCCGCCAUUCGUACGCGUCGUGCAUCCAAUAAUAUCGGGUGGUUAUGUGCUAGUGGGCGGUGCCAUAUGUAUGGAGCUACUGACAAAGCAGGGGUGGAGUUCCGCUUACACUGUGGAAGCUGUCAUCAUGCAAAUUGCCGCAACCCUCGUGAAGGGUAAAGCCAGAAUACAAUUUGGCGCUACGAAGGCAUUAUCGCAGGGUCAGUACAGCUUGGCGCGUGCACAGCAGAGCUUUAAGUCCCUGGUGCAAAUACACGAGAAAAAUGGCUGGUUCACACCGCCAAAGGAAGAUGGCUAAAAACCCAGCGACGCCAUCAAGUUUUUCUCUACCCUAAAUAGUGUGUAGUUCGUAUACAUAUUAAUAUACGUUUUUAUCAUUUCCUUGGUUAAAACAAAAUAAAAAACGCAAAUUAAAUAGAUCUUAUAAAUAUACUUAAAUUAUAGUUGAUAUAAAACGCAAACAAAUCUAUCCAUGUAUACAUAUAAAAAUGCACUAAGCAUGUAAGAGAAUUAGAAAAUGUUAGUAAACACAUUAAAGUAUAAGCAAAUAAUUAUAAAGAUGAACACACUUGGCAGGAAAGCGCAAAUAUUAUAGCAUAGUUUUAAAAAACUCUUUGUAAAUCAACACAAUUGGAACACACACACAGUGACAUAUGAUGACGUAUGUGAAUUCUGAAACUGAAAUAUUUAUAUAUAUGAUGGACUAAAGAUUUUUGCACACAGAACAUUUUCGUUUAUCAUACGCCAAAAGACCGUUUGCUAUUAAGAGUUCAUAAAUAUGUACUUAUGUAAAUGCAUGUUUAACAAAAUGUAUUCGGUGUCUCUUUUGAGUGUAAAAAUCAGUAACUACAUAGCGAAAAUAAUCAUGCCAGACAUUUUGCAUUAAGAAGUAAAUACGUUUCAGUUACUAGUAGUAGUGAAAAAAAAAACAUUGCAUAAAUUAAAUAUUUAAUUGUAUUUAUACAUAUGUGUGAGGUUAAGUUCAGUUACAAUUUCACUCAAUUAGAAGUGAGAAUUUAUGUUCCGAAAGAUUUUUAAAUUUAACGCACUACCGUAUGUGGAAAUGCUUGUUUAAAAUAUUGAAAAAAUAUAAAAUUACGAAAUACCACUCGUUUUUUGCAAAUAAUGAAACGUGCUUAAAAUGAAAAAUGAAGUUAUUACAAUUAUAAAAACACUUACACUUAUUACUCAGUUAAAAAAACGCAAAAAGAUAGCUCUAAACUGCUUUUAAACAAUCACAUACGAUAAUAAAGUAAAGAUUUAAAUUUUGUUUUAAUAAA
This is a messenger RNA of Zeugodacus cucurbitae (melon fly), 2153 nucleotides long. Its product is annotated as ubiquitin-conjugating enzyme E2 Q2. NCBI's taxonomy places the organism in Eukaryota, Metazoa, Arthropoda, Insecta, Diptera, Tephritidae. Gene Ontology annotation, cellular component: nucleus. The record is from RefSeq and is a predicted model, not a curated record. The transcript is spliced from 8 exons. Gene Ontology annotation, biological process: protein polyubiquitination. Gene Ontology annotation, molecular function: ubiquitin conjugating enzyme activity. Bases 2 to 1171 code for a protein of 389 amino acids.